AUGACGAAUAUGAACAGGGUUUACACUGCAUCAUUUGCCUUUUUCGAGGCUCUCUGGGAGGCCGGUAUCUCGCACGUCUUCGUCAAUCUAGGCUCUGACCACCCCUCCAUCCUGGAGGCCAUAGUUAAGGGCCAGAAGGAGAAGCCCGAUGAGUUCCCCACUAUUAUUACCUGUCCGAAUGAGAUGGUGGCGUUGUCCAUGGCCGAUGGCUAUGCCCGGUUAAGUGGCAAGCCUCAAUGUGUAAUCGUCCACGUCGACGUCGGAACCCAGGGUCUGGGGGCUGCCGUGCACAAUGCUUCCUGCGGCCGGGCGCCCGUCUUGAUCUUUGCCGGUCUCUCCCCCUUCACCAUCGAAGGGGAGAUGCGCGGGUCCCGCACCGAGUACAUCCACUGGAUCCAAGAUGUCCCCGACCAGAAACAAAUCAUCUCCCAGUACUGCCGCUAUUCUGCCGAGAUCCGAUCCGGCAAGAACGUCAAGCAGAUGGUCAAUCGCGCCCUGCAAUUUGCCACCAGUGACCCAAAAGGUCCGGUCUACCUGGCCGGCGCCCGAGAGGUGAUGGAGGAGGAGCUCGUACCUUACAAGGUCAACCAGCAGAUCUGGGGACCCGUGGCGCCGUCCGCCUUGCCUACUGAAGGGGUUCAGCUGAUAGCCGAGGAGCUCACCGCCGCCAAAGAGCCCUUGGUGAUUGUGGGCUACUCUGGACGACAUGCCCGCGGGGUCCAGGAGCUUGUCACCCUAGCGGACACGUUCAAGGCCCUGCGAGUCCUGGACACCGGUGGAAGCGACAUGUGCUUCCCUGGAAACCAUCCGGCGUCGCUAGGGCUGCGGUACGGCGUGCAUGAUGCCAUCACAACGGCAGACUUCGUCCUGGUUGCGGAUUGCGACGUGCCCUGGAUUCCGACGCAGUGCAAACCUUCGGACUCGGCCAAGGUGAUCCAUGUAGACGUGGAUCCCCUGAAGCAACAGAUGCCCAUAUUCUAUCUCCCCUCCAUGGCCACGUUCCGCGCCGAAUCCGCCACUGCAUUCAAACAAAUCAACGAAUACGUCGCAUCCAACGCCGCCAUGCAGCAGAAGAUCAACUCUGACGCGAACCACUCGCUUGGCAAACUUCGCGAGGAAGCAUAUCAGAAAGCCCGCCAAGCGGUGGCCGACCUGGCUGUCCUGCCCUCUGGAGGCGACACGGCGUCUUUGAACGCAUCGUACUUCAUGUCGCAGCUACGCAAGGGUUGUCCGACCGACACUAUCUGGGCCAUCGAAGCCGUAACCCUCACGGGGAUCGUAGCGGACCAGAUCAACGCCACGCUGCCUAACUCGUGGAUCAACUGUGGAGGUGGCGGACUCGGUUGGUCAGGCGGUGGAGCGCUGGGGAUCAAGCUCGCAAGCGACCACCAGCAUGGCGGACGCAAUCGGGGCAAAUUCGUCUGCCAGGUCGUCGGCGACGGCACCUACCUCUUCUCCGUACCGGGCUCAGUCUACUGGAUCUCCCGACGCUACAAUAUCCCCGUGCUCACCAUUGUCCUGAAUAAUAAAGGCUGGAACGCCCCGCGCAAGAGCAUGCUCCUGGUACAUCCCGAGGGGGAUGGCUCGCGCGCCACCAACGAGGAGCUUAACAUCUCGUUCGCACCCUCUCCGGACUAUGCGGGGAUCGCGAAGGCCGCGGGUGGCGGUGAGAUCUGGGCCGGCCGCGCCGCUACCGUUGCGCAGUUGGCCAAGUUGUUACCUGAAGCUAUUCAGACCGUGAAGAAUGGGACCACGGCCGUGCUGGAGGUGCAGUUUGAUGGAACGGCGGGUAAGUAUGUUGAGAAGAAUUAG
Molecule: messenger RNA, 1812 nt
Organism: Aspergillus tanneri
Lineage: Eukaryota; Fungi; Ascomycota; Eurotiomycetes; Eurotiales; Aspergillaceae
Exons: 3
Coding region: 1-1812 (603 amino acids)
Biological process (GO): L-valine biosynthetic process
Cellular component (GO): mitochondrion; acetolactate synthase complex
Molecular function (GO): flavin adenine dinucleotide binding; thiamine pyrophosphate binding; magnesium ion binding
Source: RefSeq, a predicted model, not a curated record